UAUAAGUUAGUGCGAUAUCGAGCAGUGUGUUAUUGAGGGAAAUUGGAUCAGUGGGCGAAUCGCGAGUAUUUGCUAAAUUUUAAUGGGAGCUCGUUUAUUGAAGAAGUUGCAAUGAGUUUGAGAUAUUUCGGUUCGGUUACGUUACGAUGAACGUCGUCGUAAUGCUGUCCGGAAUCAAUCGCUCGACGUGGCUGUAGUGCGCUCCGUGGCAACUCCGGACUCCUGGUGCGUUAGCAAAGGAGCAGUGGUCGGUGGGUGUGCAGCAAUUUGAACAUGCUGACCAUACGAUCAGCUGGCUCGUCUGUUAUUUCCCAUAAAUCAACCGUGAACGCGAAUUCGACUUCGCCAGCAUCGUUGCCGUGACGUGAUAACUAGCAUAUGUUGAUAAUAUCUGAGUGUAGCUUAGAGGCAGGAUUUUGAAAAUUACGCCUAGGCAUUUUGGCUUAAAUGAUAAACAAUUCCGACGCGUUCUUCCUUGACAAUCUGUUGUACACGUUACCAACGGGUGGAGAUGGAAUGUAUCACUUCAAAGUAUUGGUUCCCAGUGUCGCAGCUGGAGCCAUUAUUGGAAAAGGCGGAGAGACUAUUGCACAAUUACAAAAGGAUACUGGAGCACGAGUCAAAAUGUCCAAAUCACACGACUUUUAUCCUGGUACAACAGAACGAGUCUGCCUCAUAACCGGCAGCAUCGACGCAAUUAUGGCUGUAAUGGAAUUUAUAAUGGAAAAAAUAAGGGAAAAGCCGGACCUUACAAAACCACUAGUAGACGGUAUAGAUAGUAAAUUAAUGCAAGAUAGGGAUAAGCAAGUUAAAAUACUUGUACCAAAUUCGACGGCCGGUAUGAUCAUCGGCAAAGCUGGUAAUUAUAUAAAACAAAUUAAAGAGACGAGCGGUUCUUAUGUGCAAAUCUCUCAAAAGGCCAAAGACAUGUCUCUCCAAGAGAGAUGUAUUACUGUGAUAGGUGAGAAAGAAGCAAAUAAGCAAGCGUGUAUGAUGAUUCUAGCAAAAGUAGUAGAAGAUCCACAAAGUGGUACAUGUUUAAAUGUAUCGUAUGCUGAUAUUAAUGGUCCAGUUGCAAAUUACAAUCCUACAGGUUCGCCUUAUGCUCAAAAUACAAGCAGCGCAUUCAAUGCAUCUACAACUAGUCUUAAUAGCGGUCUUAGCUCCAUGUCGCAAGGUUUGAUGCUAAACGGAGGUCUAAAUCUCAAUCUCAACCUGAAUGCUCCCGGCCAAAAUAUGGGCACGGUUACUGCACAAGUGCUUGACAAUAUUAAGUUGACGUUACGGAAUUCGGGAUACACAGAUUCACAAAUGGUGGAAAUCUGCGCCGCAAUUUCUGUGUUAGCCAAAUACGGUGUUCUUGCGAUGGGAUUGGGUUUGGGAGGAGCUCACGCCGGCGGUUUGCCAGUAUCUAAUUACCUUAGUGUCAUGGAGCAAGCGACCGCUGCGACUGCCAACUCGGGUGUGUUUGGACCAAUCGGACAAGUUAGUCUCGGAGAAUGUUUAGGUGCCACAUCUCCUACACCAAGAUCAAAUCUUGAAAGGUACGAAACUGCAUUUGAUCCAUUCCGGCAUCCGAGUUCUCCGGCUACCGCUCCUAUUUCUAUAAAUAACAAUAGUUUUGGGUUAGGCACCGGUCAACAGAUGGCAGUGUUGAAUAAAAGCCCCACCCCCGCCGAAUUGCAAGGGAAGGAUACUAAAAAUGUAGAAAUUGCCGAAGUGAUAGUUGGUGCUAUUUUAGGUCCAGGAGGUCGGUCCCUGGUCGAAAUUCAAAACAUGAGCGGUGCCAAUAUACAAAUUUCCAAAAAGGGCAUAUUCGCGCCAGGAACACGCAAUCGUAUCGUCACCAUUACCGGGAACCCGAACGCGAUUAACACCGCACAAUAUCUCAUCGAGCAACGCAUCUCCGAAGAGGAACUCAAACGUGCACGCAACAAUACUCUAAGUACGCUCGGCAUACAGUGAUAACAUGAACCUAGUUCACCAUCACCGACCAUCCAUGCAGGUACAGAAAAUGGAAAUUACUAAUUCUGUUCGUGUUUCAUUUUUAAUUGUAGCGAAAUCAUUAGUUGUAUAAUAACGUUUUUUCAAAAUCAAUCUUCAUAUUUUAAAUUACUGUUACGAACAGUACCCGAAAUCGUGAUAAUCAUCUUUCUUUUGUUGUUGUUUCUGUAAAUAUUUUAUUAGGAGAUGUUUAUUUUUUUUAUAUAAAAUUUUUGAUUUGUAUAUAUUUGUUGAGGGAAACAUUAAACAUUGUCAUUAUUUUCUUACUUGUUGCGUUGAUUAUUAUAUUUUAUUAAGAAAUUGUUACAAAGUUUAUUAUUACGUAAUCAUUAAAGUUUAGCGUAAACUUGAAAUUGUGAUAAUCUUUGUUACUAGCUCUGGUAUCUGUACCUUCACUUUACACGAAUUAUGUCAGUUUAUUUUCUAUUACGGUCAUUACAAACGUUAAAAUUAUAUUUACAAGUAUAGCAAAGUAACUGGCAUAUUAUACAGGGUGUUCUGUUUGUUUAAAUAGUAGAACUUGCACAUUCCUUUUUCCAUUUUAAGGUUAAUUUAAAGUUAGAGUAGAAUUGGGAAUGCCCUGUAAUGAGAAAUCAAUUUUAAAUAUUAUUCAUAUACAAAAUUAAUGUUUAUUUUUAAUGGGAGACAAUUAUUUUUAUGAGAGAUUUUAAUAAAAAUCAUAAUUUUAAAGCGAUUAUAAUCGCCAUCAAGUUUUAUUCAACACUAGUACAUUGUGUGGAGCGUUUUCGGUCUAAAAGUACUUGUACCUGUUUCUUGCCUCACAUGUGCAAACUGUUAAAAUUUUAUCUAGUAAAAGUUGAAUAAAUUUUGAUAACGAUUAUGCAAUUUGUAAGAGGAAGAGUUAUUCCUGUCGGUAUCGGUAGUCCUGUGAACUCGAGCAUGACAUUGUAUAUAGCCAUAGACAUAGUCAUUCUAUUUAUCACCUGACUUUUGAACUGUUAUUCCUUCUUAUAGAUCUAUAUAAUUAUAUAAAAGAAAUCCUAUGGAAAGGUAAAAUAUAACUGAAAAUUAUAUAUUGUUGUUAUCGCAUGUUGUUAAUAUUGUUAAUGUUUGGACUUGUGCAAGACAAUGUUUUAACGUAGCCGUUAAUCAAUCGAUUCACUUUGUAUAGACGAUGUUAAUAUUUAAAAAAUUAUUUUUGUUGACUAUGAGUACAUACUAGAUUUAAAGUAGAUUCUAAGUUUGUUAAUUAUGAAUUUGGAGCUGGAAGUAGUAGAUAUAGAAAUCUAUGCGGGACGUAGAAUUUUUGUGGCAUUCCCUCGCUGAUCAAUGCUGUGCAUAUUGGAGUCAUAUUAAAUAUAAGAUUAUUUACAAAAACGAUUGUUAACGGCAAGUUAAAAGGUACCAAGUCAUACACAAAGCAUAGUUUUCAUUGUCUAAAUGUAUGUGAUCACUGUAGUUUGAUAUAGUUUUAUUGAGAAUAGGACAUUACGUCAAAUGUUAUAUUCUGCAUCUACUAUUCGACGAUUUAAUAAUAUACGCUUUAUCACAGAAUGAAAAAUCAAAGCCACCUGUUAACAAAGUAGAUAAAUUCCGUUCAGUUGCCUCAAAACUUUUUAUAAAUACACUUUUUCUGUACAACAUUUACUACUGCUGUGAUACUCACAACUGACUUUAAUGCAACGAUUUGGUUGUUGAUCUGCCACAUUGAAACGUUAUUAUUAUGCAUACUUCGUUACAUACAUAUAUAACCGAUGUUGCUUUAUUUGUUGGUGUGUUUUACAAAAUCAGCAACCAAAUGUGAUUGCGACGGCCAUACAUUUUUAGCUAGAAACAUUUCAUGUAUUCAAUUUGUUUAUCGUAAUAUUUGUUACUACUUUUGUUAAAUCCUUUAUUUUUUUAUGUUCAAUAUUUUCGUUAAUAUCCUAACGAUGGAAAUAAUUGCCGUUUUUUUAAUGAAAAUUUUAAUCAAUUAGAAGGUGCAAUAUUUUUAGUGCAUCUCCUGUAUAAUAUAUAUGUUGUUUUAUUGCAUCACGAUCAUUUAGUCAUUAGCUGUAGGAAACUGAGGGUUGAAAAUCCUAUAAAAAAUAGAUAAAUAAGUUUUACUGUAGAUGUAAGUAAUUUAUGGGGCUAAUGGUGUAGGUAUACCUUAUUAAUGGAGAUGGAUGUGAGGUGUGAUAUGGUUUCAGGGUUACCUGAUUUAUACUUAGUUACCAUACUAGUGAGUAUUUUUUGCACGAUUUGUGAUUGUGUUAACAAAUUUAAUCGUAGAAUGUUUCUUUUGUUAUUGUUCAUCCUCAUACGAAAUUUUAUAAAAUUUAGGUAAUUUACACGUCUACCUCUCCAUCCAGUUAGGUAUCUAUAUGAUACGUACUACAGUGUAUUUACCUAAAUUACUUUUAUUUACAGAUGUUCGUACCUUUAAAUUUGGUAAAACGGGUUGCUGUUUUUAUUUAUACACAUUUACAGUUUUUGAAAUAUGCACAUUCUACAAAAUUUGGUACACGUGAGCAUAUUAUAUAUAUUUGUACCAUUGUUUGUAGUUUACAAAUUUAAAUUAGUUAGUUCACAGCAUUGUCAACUACAUUAUAAUUCAAUAAAAUUCAUAGUGCCAUA
Photinus pyralis (common eastern firefly) is the source of this 4581-nucleotide messenger RNA. It is a transcript of the gene pasilla, whose product is annotated as RNA-binding protein Nova-1. Lineage: Eukaryota; Metazoa; Arthropoda; Insecta; Coleoptera; Lampyridae. Gene Ontology annotation, biological process: regulation of alternative mRNA splicing, via spliceosome; mRNA splicing, via spliceosome. The record is from RefSeq and is a predicted model, not a curated record. Gene Ontology annotation, molecular function: mRNA binding. Bases 448 to 1965 code for a protein of 505 amino acids. The transcript has 7 exons. Gene Ontology annotation, cellular component: nucleus; cytoplasm.